AUGAGCUGCCAUUUUUCCAGAUCGACAUCGAUUGCUUCACUGUUCGUCGUCGGGUGUAUUGUCGGACCUACAAUCGCCGGAAGACACCCGAUAGUCAACUCGCGGCUCGAAUCGCCGCCUCAUUAUCUACGGGUUUCAUCCCCGUUUUCCCCAUAUCUGAUGGCUUCACCGUCUCAAGCUAGCCUCCUUCUUCAGAAACAGCUCAAAGAUCUGUGCAAAAACCCUGUGGAUGGUUUUUCUGCUGGUUUGCUGGAUGAGAGCAACCUGUUUGAAUGGAGUGUUACCAUAAUCGGACCUCCAGACACUCUUUAUGAAGGGGGUUUCUUCAAUGCGAUCAUGACUUUCCCCUCGAACUACCCAAAUAGUCCCCCUACUGUGAGAUUUACCUCAGAGCUUUGGCAUCCUAAUGUUUACCCUGAUGGGAAGGUUUGUAUUUCAAUUCUUCACCCCCCUGGAGAUGAUCCAAAUGGCUAUGAGCUUGCUAGUGAGCGGUGGUCUCCUGUCCACACGGUGGAGAGCAUUGUUCUAAGCAUCAUAUCAAUGCUGUCAAGCCCUAAUGAUGAAUCUCCGGCCAAUGUUGAAGCUGCUAAGGAGUGGAGAGAACAAAGAGAUGAUUUCAAGAAGAAAGUUAGUCGAUGCGUGAGAAAGUCACAAGAAAUGCUGUGA
This is a messenger RNA of Striga hermonthica, 666 nucleotides long. Lineage: Eukaryota; Viridiplantae; Streptophyta; Magnoliopsida; Lamiales; Orobanchaceae. The record is from the annotation of a GenBank genome assembly.